GUCCGUGCAUCCAGAAAAAUAUUUGUGAGGUCGAAGGUCGUGGAUGUUGGACCUGAAAGAAGAUGUCCAAAAUAUGUUCUGGUGUGGCAGCUGUUGAUAGUGACCACAGGAUGCAGAGACGACAGACUCAGUGCAGGAUCCCUCCCGAUUGUGCACUGGUGGGCGUGUGACGUCACCAACGUCUCCCCCAUCCACUCCUCCUGCUCCUCUGUGGAUGUGACCAAUCAUGAUGCAGCGACAUGCAGUCACGUGCUCAUCACCCCCCGGUUUGGUAGCCAUGACAACGAGCGCCGGUCCAGACAGCAUCUCACUGUGGUGAGGAGAGAAGAAGGCGAGACCAAGAGAUUUAAAAAAAAAAAAAACGGAUACAAUCCAAGCAAGAGGAAUUUCUUGGAUCUUCUUCCUGUUUUCCCCUCACAACGAAUGAAAAUGCCUGAGGCAGGGAGUUAGAAUCCUCCACCGAAGAGAGGAACAGACAGCGUCAUCCAGGGCUGGGGUUAGACUCAGGGACCCCUGUAAGGGGGGGAAGGUGGAGGGCCCUAUCAACCUGGUGUGAGUCUGGACCAUGGGUGAUGGAGGUGUCGGUGCAACUGGAGGAGAAGGGGUCAACCGAUCCCAUGUCUUGUUUGACAACUUUGUCCAGGCGACCACAUGCAAGGGCACGCUCAAGGCCUUCCAUGAGCUGUGUGAGCAUCUGGAAGUCAGGCCCACUGAUCAGAGGGUUUUUUACCACAAGCUCAAAUCCAAACUCAACUACUGGAAGGCCAAAGCUCUUUGGGCCAAGUUAGACAAGAGGGCCAGCCAAAAGGAGUACAAGAAGGGCCGUGCCUGUACCAACUCUAAGUGUCUGAUCAUUGGCGCUGGGCCAUGUGGCUUGAGAACAGCCAUCGAGCUUGCCUUCCUGGGGGCCAAAGUGGUGCUGUUGGAGAAGAGGGACGCUUUCUCCAGGAACAACGUGUUGCACCUUUGGCCAUUCACCAUUCAGGACCUCAGAGGCCUUGGGGCCAAGAAGUUCCAUGGGAAGUUCUGCGCUGGUGCCAUUGAUCAUAUCAGUAUUCGUCAGCUUCAGCUAAUGUUGCUCAAAGUUGCUCUCCUCGUGGGAAUUGAAAUCCAUGUUAAUGUGGAAUUCAAGGGUUUAAUUGAACCUCCUGCAGAUCAGGAGAGUGAAAGAAUAGGCUGGAGGGCCGAGGUUCACCCUAGGACACACCCAGUCAAUGAGCUGGAGUUUGACGUCAUCAUAGGAGCAGACGGAAGGAGAAACACACUACCAGGGUUUCGACGCAAGGAGUUUCGUGGAAAGCUUGCUAUCGCCAUCACAGCAAACUUCAUUAACAGGAACACGUCAGCGGAGGCAAAAGUUGAAGAGAUCAGCGGCGUCGCCUUCAUAUUUAAUCAGAAGUUCUUUCAAGACCUCAGAGAAGCAACAGGUAUUGACCUGGAAAACAUUGUCUACUAUAAGGAUGACACACACUACUUUGUGAUGACUGCCAAGAAACAAAGCCUGCUAGAGAAAGGAGUCAUUCUGCAUGACUAUGCAGACACAGAGCUGCUGCUGUCGCGAGCGAAUGUGGACCAGGUCGCUCUUUUGUCUUACGCCCGCGAAGCUGCAGAUUUCUCAACAAACCACCAGCUGCCCUCACUCGAUUUUGCCAUUAACCACUACGGCCAGCCUGAUGUCGCCAUGUUUGACUUUACUUGCAUGUAUGCAUCGGAGAACGCCGCCAUGGUUCGUCAGCGCAAUGACCACAAACUACUGGUGGCGCUUGUGGGAGACAGCUUAUUAGAGCCUUUUUGGCCCAUGGGUACUGGCAUUGCCCGUGGUUUCCUGGCAGCCAUGGACUCAGGAUGGAUGGUGAAGAGCUGGGCUCAGGGAAAAAUGCCGUUAGAGGUUCUGGCUGAGAGGGAGAGUAUUUAUCGUCUACUGCCCCAGACGACGCCAGAAAAUGUCAGCAAGAACUUCAGUCAGUACAGCGUGGAUCCUACCACACGUUACCCCAACGUUAGCCUUAACUUCCUCAAACCCAGCCAGGUACGGCACUUGAUCGACACGGGAGAAUCCAGAGAGCUGCGCAUUGAAAUAGAAAAUGUGAUCAACUCAUCGACACCAAAGUUGGCCAGGAAUGACUUUUGCCUGCUUGACAAGCAGUUGCAAGAAUCCAUAGCUCGAUCCAGUAAACUUCUUAACUGGUGUCAGAGGCAAACAGAAGGAUAUCGAAAUGUUUGCGUAAAGGACCUCACUAUGUCAUGGAAGAGUGGUCUGGCCCUGUGUGCGCUCAUUCACCGAUACAGGCCAGAUUUUAUUGAUUUUGAUUCCCUGGAUGAACGAGACCAAGAAAAGAACAACCAGUUGGGUUUUGACGUGGCAGAGAGGGAAUUUGGCAUCUCACCCUGCAUGACUGGCAAAGAGAUGUCUACUGUUGUGGAGCCUGACAAACUUUCUAUGGUCAUGUACCUUAGCCAGUUCUAUGAGAUGUUUAAGGACACAGUGCCACCUGGAGAUAAUCAAAAUCUGAGUCCAGAGGAGAAGGCUGUACUAAUGGCAAGCACUAAAUCACCCAUCUCCUUCUUUAGCAAGCUUGGUCAGAGCAUUGCAAUCUCAAGGAAACGUAACCCCAAGGACAAAAAAGAGAAGGACAUGGACGGUUUGGGGAAGAGAAGGAAAACCAGCCAGUCUGAAGACGAGGAAGUAUCCAAGGCUGCUCGUGAAGACAGACAGGCCAAUGUACCAGCUCUAUUGGCAGAGAGGAAAAUGGAUUCUGCUGCUGUAGGGAACAACAAUAAAGUCAAGGUCAUGGCUACCCAGCUGCUUGCCAAGUUUGAGGAGAAUGCGCCCGCUCACGCCUCAGGACUUAUAAGACAGGGGGAUUCUCUGCCCAAUCUGGACUGCUUUUUGCCCCAGUCCCCGCCCAAACCCCUUGAGCCAGUGCGCCUGGCACCUGUCCCAGCUUGGAGAAAGAGACGCACACAGCAGCAGGAGCAGCUGAGCAUUCGAUACAAAGAAAAGAUCAAGUGUCAGACCCUGCCCAACAGAGGGGAGCAGGCAAGAAGUGGUCCCGACCAAGCGUACAGCUCGGGCUCUCGGAGCUGCCCAAAGAAAACCAUUUUGCUUCUUUCCUCUUCCUCCUCCACUUCCUCGCUUUCUCUUCACACUGAGCAUUUUAGUGUUACUCCAGAAGAAGAGGAGCUUGAAUACUACGAGAAGCCUGUGAAUUAUGGGGACUGGAAGCCCUUGCAACUGAAUGACCCAGGACCUAUUCAUGUACCUGGUAUACAGGAGAGGGCUGACCGCCUUUUCUCCAAGUUUAAGGGCAAAGCUGACAUGCCACCAAAGCCUAAGAAAAAGCCAUCCCGUUUCUUUUUAGAGCAGUGGUACUUGUCACGAGGCCUCGUUGAGCAUCCGAAUUCAGGCCAUUCCUCUUGUAGAAAGAAACCAGUGAAGUCUUUGCGUUCGUCUGACCCAGUGCCCUUAUAUGUGCUUAGUAUUGAGGAGAGGGCUGAGCAACUUGCCUCUCAGUUGGAGGGCAAGUCAACCGGAUUAAAGCCUAAGAAAAAACCUUCACGUUUUUUCAUGGAACAGUGGCACCUGGCUCGAGCCCAAAGUUCCCCUGAUUCCACUCCUUCUUCUGACACCUCAAGACAGCGCUAUAUACGGAUGUACACGGGGGGUGUUAGCUCAUUGGCUGAGCAGAUAGCCAGUCAGCUUCAGUCUCAGGAAGAGUCCAAACCAUUGCCUGAGAAACGAGAUUUGGGAUCCCUCAGAAAAGAGUUUCCCGUCAACAUCGGCGGCAGCGACGUUUGCUUUUUCUGUCGCAAGAGAGUGUACGUGAUGGAGAGGCUGAGUGCAGAAGGGAAAUUCUUCCAUCGCAGCUGUUUCAAGUGCGACUAUUGUGGCACCACGCUCCGACUGUCCUCCUAUGCUUUCGACAUUGAAGAUGGAAAGUUUUACUGCAAGCCGCACUACUGUUACCGACUGUCUGGCUAUGCUCAAAGAAAGAGGCCUGCGCCUUCGGCCUCCCCAACUCCAACCACCAAGGAGAACCAAGAGCCCAUUACUCCUUCGUUGAUGGUAGAUGCCCCUGGAAGGGCGAUGGCCGCAGCAUCCCCCUCAGCUGAACUCCGGCCCUCAGUGCCGGAGGUCAAUGGCCUGCAGGAGCCAAGUUUGGCGAAGCGGCUUCGCGCCACACCGGAGCGCAUUGAGCUGGAGAACUACCGACUGUCUAUGCAGAGGGAGGAGGAGUUGGAGGAGGUGCCAGAGGAGACGCUGGCAGAACAUAACCUCAGCAGUGUUCUGGAUAAAGCCACAGAUGUAGACCUGGGAUCCAGCAGCUCAGAGUCCGACACGGACGAGGAGGACGAGCAGGAGGAUCAGGACGAUGUGGAAGUUGAGUUAGAGGUAGAGGAGCAACUUCCCGGCUCCUCAGACCUUGGAGGGGUUCCCUGGAAGGAGGCUGUACAGCUCCACGCUAAACUUAGGGGUGACGCCGGCGAGGAUGAGGCUCUGGCUGAGCUUGAUGAAGACGACGAAGAAGAUGAAGAUGAUGAUGAGUCAAGUGAAGAGGGUGAUUACUGCCCAUGGGACAGGGAGCUCCAGUCAGGCCUUUGGCUGGAGAAGUACCUCACAGAUGAAGACCAUGUUGGUACUUUUAAAGCCAAAAACCUACAAAUUCAACAACUCCUGCAGCCUUUGGAUCCUCUUGAAAUUCCAGGUGUAGGGGGAACAUGUCAGGACUCGGAAGGAGACAGGAGUGGCCAGCUGGCCUCAACCUCCCAGCCCAUUGAGCCCUCGCAGACCCUUUUCACAGCCCCUGUCCACACAUCUGCGCGGCACGAAGCAGUGCGAGUCUGGUUGGAGUCAAUGUCUGGAGAGCCCUGUGAAGAUGAUGAUUUGGAAGCAGAAGCAGAUAGUCCCGAUAUAGAGCCUGGGACUGAAAUGGAUCAAGAUGACAUCCCCUCUGAUGCUGAAGCUGAGGCUCGUUUGAACCCAUCAGUGCACACUGAAGCUGUUCCACAGGAGGACAAUAUAUCUGACAGUCUGGCAAUGCCUUCAAAUAUUGAACCACCCAGCACUGAACCCAUGCAAAAAGAAGAUAAUGCCGUCUUAUCUCCGGUCGUACCUUCACCAGAGCCUGACAAACGGGCGAAGUCUCCAGAAUGCUCUUUCCCAGAACCAGUGGUUUCUGAGGAACCAAAAGUUGAAAGGAUAACACCUUCACCAAUGUCCAAGAGCCCGGUGUUUCCUUUACUUACAUCUGUCCUUGAUCCUUCCCCUUUCACCUCUCCAACGGUUCCCUCUGUCAAUGUCCCUGUUUCACCCCUCAACAUUGGCUCUCCGGUCAGUCCAACUGUCAAGAGCCCCAUAAGAUCCCCUGUAAUAACCCCUGUUGGAUCCCCCAUCCGCUCCCAGCCCACCCCACUACCAGAGACAUGCACACCUACGUCACCCAUCUACCCUCAUCGAUCAAUUUGCCCUCUCACAGGCAACCUACUUUCCCCAAUUUGUGCCCAGCCUUUGCCCUGCCAGGAACCUUCAUCACCGCAGGCCUCCGAUUCUCCAGUCAGAUCCCAGCCUAUCCCAAAUGUUACUUCAACACCGAUGGCCAGAACUGACAAAGCUUCACCUGACCAUUCACAGUCUGAGGACCUUUCUACUGAUGAAUCUUUGUCAAAAAAGACUGAUAUCAUUGAGGAAUUUUGGUUAAAGAGUGCAGAGAUCCGAAAAAGUCUUGGUCUGUCGCCUUUAGAGCGCAGUAGUAAACUAUUUGAGAAGAGUGAUGUAAAAACGCCAAUACAAGACUCCAGCCCUGCCAAGACCCAGUCUCCUGAAGUGUUAGAGGACCCGAAACCUGCUUUAACUGGGCGUACUGUGAUUCGCAGACUCAACAUCACUCUUGAGGGUCAAGUCAUUACUCCAAUUGCUCCUGUGGAAGACUCUGAAAAGAAAGAACUCAGCCGCAGCUCAGGCGAUGACCUAAAUGAGAGUAUGGCCACAAGUCAAACGGUAAACAGUGACAGCUGUAACACCUCUGACUCCAUCAUGCUGACCCCACCCUCCAGUCCACCACCUCCUGUGCCUGCUAAUCAGUCCCCUGCGAUAUUCAGGCAGCAAAAACAUCAGGUCUCUUGGUGCAAUGGGACAGAAAAUCAGCCACACGAGCAUGCCAAAGAACUACCAAAAGCAAAGACUCCUGUUCCUGCACAGCGAACCCAACUGAGUCCAGUAUCGGCACCUAAACCUGCAACCAGGAAAGUGCUUAUACCACCAGCAGACUUAAUAGAAACCCCAGUUGUUAUCAUGAGGGAGAAAAAGAAGCCACGCUCGGAGGAGUUGAGGAAGUCUUUUGUAGAGACAGUGGAAGAGAUUCCAUUCGCUGAUGAUGUGGAAGAGAACUUUGAUGAGCGGACACCAGAAACCAGCAUGAAUAAAUUCUACACACCACCUACUAGCAGGGCCAGAGACAAACCUCCUUUGCAUCUGGCUUUAGCCAUGGAAAAUGGUAAACCUAAUAUCCCUGUCAACUCCGUCUCUAAGACACAGCGGGCCACUCAGUUCUCUCCAGAGGCCAAAGAGAUUGCUGAGGAGAGGAUGAGAGCAAGAGAAAAGUCCAUCAAGAGCCAAGCUCUCAAAGACGCAAUGGCCAAGCAGCUAAAUAAAAUGAAAGAGUCAAACGUAGAAGAGGGUGGCUCAACAAAAGUGGCUUGGAGUGCUACCCCAGAGGUUGUCGGGAAAAGUAAGAAGUCUUCAGUAUCUCCAAAGACAUCUGCAGUAAAAGCUCUGGAAUCAAAGAAGGCUGAGACUCUACCCGAGCGUCUCUUCAGUAGCAACAGGAGUCUGGACAGCUCUGUGGCGUCCUCUGACAGCUCGUCCACGAGUAAGAGCAAGAAACGAAGUUCACUUUUUUCACCUCGCAAAAACAAAAAGGAGAAGAAGACCAAGAACGACAGCAGCCGACCCUCUGUGACAGACGAGACACAACCCAAACACAAAUCUUUGUGGAAGGCUGUCUUCUCAGGGUACAAGAAAGACAAAAAAAAGAAAGACGACAAAUCAUGUCCCAGUACACCAUCAUCCAGCUCCACCACGCAGGACUCUGGAAAGAAGAGAGCCUCGCCUCUUGGAAAGUCAUCAGACAUGAAGACCCGCAGAAACUUGAGCUUUUCUGAGGAUUCAGAUCUGUCCUGUGACGACGUACUGGAGAGAUCAUCCCAGAAAUCAAAGGCAGAUCGACACACAGACAUCUUUGACCUAGUAUCAGGCAUGCAGAUGGAGGCAUUGAAGGAGGAGAAACUGGACAAGGAGAGGAGGAGGGAAUUCAAAGAAAAGAAAAGAGUGAAAGAAAUGCAUAAACAAAGAGAACGGGAAAAAGAGUGUGAUCGUGAAAAGGGAAAAGACGAUGAGGAGUCUGUUUAUGUCCCUCAUGCACUGGCGUUCAAGAGAUCGUAUGCCUCAAAGAAAACCUACACAGAGGAAGAGCUCAACGCCAAGCUGACACGUAGAGUCCAGAAAGCUGCUCGACGACAAGCCAAGCAAGAAGAACUCAAGAGGUUGCACCGUGCCCAGAUUAUCCAGAGGCAGUUGGAGCAGGUGGAGGAGAAGCAGAGGCAGCUGGAGGAGAAAGGCGUUGCUGUGGAGAAGGCAUUGCGAGGGGAAGCAGGAUUGUACAAAGGUACUUAUACAUUACCCAAACAGCACAAAAGAAGAUCAGACUAUUGGGGAGAUUCUAAUUACAGUGAAAUCCUGGACUUGCAUCUGGGCGUCCCCCGCUCUCUUUCCCCCUGUCUUGUGGAAGUUGAGCCCUUUGUGGGGACGCAACGUCGGAGACCUCUCCCCUUCUGCCUCUGCUGUUCCCCUGAAGGCAUGGGCAAGAAGGAUGAUCCCAAACUAAUGCAGGAGUGGUUCAAGCUAGUUCAGGAGAAGAACGCCUUGGUCCGCUAUGAAUCAGAGCUCAUGAUAUUCGCCAGAGAAUUGGAGCUCGAGGACCGACAGAGUCGACUGCAGCAGGAACUCAGGGAGCGAAUGGCUGUGGAAGACCACCUGAAGACUGAGAAGGAGCUUGCACAGGAGAAGCAGAUCUUAAACGAGAUGCUGGAUGUUGUGGAGCAGCGUGAUGCCCUGGUGGCCCUCCUGGAAGAGCAAAGGCUUCGAGAGAAGGAGGAAGACAAGGACCUGGAGGCUGUGAUGCUCUCCAAAGGCUUCAACCUCAAUUGGGUUUAAUUAGAGUCAACUAAUUGCCCGCAAUGAGCUUGUGUAAGGUCUUCUUUGAUCCGUUGAUCUGAAACCUUCUCAUCUGCAGCAGUGUACAGUUUGCCAAUACGCAAACACAACAUUCGUUGCUGCUGAUAUCCUGGUUGAGGUUCCCUUCAGCGUUCACGCAUCCUCAGCCUACAGGCGGUCCCGGUUAAUCACUUCGCAGGUUUGUGCUGGCUCCGUGGGUGGAGCGACAGUUUGUUCACAACUUUAUCAUCACAGCCUUGAAGUGCUGGCACCUUUGGGAGCAUGUUUAAAGACUUGUCUGAUUCAAAAUGUUCUAAAGGGAACCUUGCAGUUUGGUCCUGCUGAUGUAAAGGAUUUUUUUUUUGUAAAUAGUUGUGUAGAAGCAGCCACAUUUUACAGAAAAUCCUGUCUUUUCUGAAAACAUACAAGACCGCAGGAAGACGGCCUUUCUACCCACUGACGUCUUCAUCCCGGUCAUCCAAAAACACAACUGACCGCUAAUAAUCAGUUUCAUGUAUUUGUUAGCGUCUUUGUUGCUUUUGUCAGAUCUGCAUUUAUCUGUUGCAUUCACACAGUAGUGCCCACGAUGUCUUGCAUUUGCACUUGUGCGUGAGCCACAGACACACACAAUCUAUAAGCCAUUGUAUGUAAAGUAACCCGUGAAGACUGCGGCCGUGAUCCGUCACAGGCGUUUUGUUGGUUCAUGAAUGCAAAGACACAAAAUACGGACGUCAUACAAAGCCCACUUGCCACUUUACGAGAUGCACAGAGGACGUGUAAUGAUUCACCAUCCUUUUUAUGAUUUUGUUAUAAAGUCCCUGCAAAGCAAUGAAAGGACUAUACAGGAUUUGACCAUGGCCCGUCACGUUUGCUAACAGCCUUAUUAAUUUUUAAAGAUCAAAGUGAUGCAUGUUGACUUGUCAGCCCUGUAAAAGUCCAUAGGAAAGUUUGUCAUCGUAAAGGAUAAGGUAGUUCAAAGGUCAAAUCAGUCAACCAGUCUUCCACCGAUGUCAGGAGCCUAAAUCAAAUCAUUGUGAUCUAGAAUGCUUGAUGUAGCCAUUGAUAUUUAUAUUUCUUUAUCUUCCAAAUGAUUGGCAGGCCGACACAUGCUUGUUUGCCUUGGUUUUUAGAUUUUUUGUCGUAUUUAUUGUUAACCUGCCAUCCUUUUAUUGCGCCCCAUUUAAGAGACUAAGGGCCUGAUCUGUUAAGAUCCAAAUAACGUGCUAAAUUGUGUGUGCAACCUAUACAAAUAGUGUGUGCUAUUAGUUAUCUAUUAGGACUGCGUGUACAAAUAAUGUGCAAAAGUGGUGCACACCACCUCAUUUAAAUGAGGAUUUGCAUGUAUGCCCACUGUCACAUUGAAACACUCAUUUCCCUCCACAUUUAUGGCAUCAAAUGGUCCAACAUGUUGCAUUGCACACAAAUGUAAUAAUUAUCCACAUUUUCUAGGCCAUUUUGAAGCACAAUCUCGUCAACAAAACCUAGUAGGUGCGCUCUAUUAGAUGACACGGUGUUGUGAUGGUGUGUCCGGAUGCAUGAUAAUGCAUAUUGCAAAUAGAGAUAUAUUAAUAUAUAUUUUAUAUGAUUUAAAAAAAAUAACACCAAAGAAAAAAAGGCAAAACAAAUCAUUUGAUUUUUUUUUAUCAGCCCUUUAAGUCAUUCAGCAGCUCUAAAAUUCCAUUGCGUAGACAAUAAGGCUCCAUUUUAUUCAUGACAGUCUGAAUAUGUUGACACAUGCACAUAGGUCUGUCUUCGCAAGCACGAUCGCCUCCUUUCGCACAGCCAUUAUUUGUGUGUAACUGCUAGUUUUAUGCACACUUAAAAUGUGCUAUAUAUAGACAAAACGACGACUGCUGAACAGUUUCUGUCUUGAUGAAUAACGUUGCAAAUGCUAAAUGAUUAUAUUUGCAUCUCCUCCCAGUUUUGUGCGCAUUCUAACGUUCAGCAUAAAGACAUGCACGCUAAGUAGAUUUACUUUGCUCACAAUCCUGCAAGCAGAUGAGUUUUACAUGCGCUAUCAAGUUUGCACAUGUUUUAAUACAUACAAACCUUUUAAAAGAUCAGGCCCUAUCUCGUCCAUGUCUGCAGCAGAGCACAAUUCACAAUUUUUUUUAUUUAAAAUUGUGUUAAAAUUUCAUUUGAGCUGAACAAACUUUCAUAACACAACAUGAAACCAAUUGGAUGGUUUAUUAUUAUGUUCCUCUUUAAAAUACAUUUUAACAGCAAAGUUACUGCCUCCAAACAUGGAAGAUUAUAAUAGUCUUUAUUGAUUUGAUGUGUUUAGCAUUGCUACCUCACGGUUAAGGGGUAAAAAAAAAAAAAAAAAUCACAUUUGACCUUUCUUUGUUUGCGUGUACUUGUGUGUGGGUUUCAUUGUUGGUGUAAAAAGUUGUGUUUUUCUGCUACUGGGAUUAACACUACUACUUACCAACAUCAGAAAAGGGUGUUUGAUUGUACACGUUUAUUUGUAUUUACAUGUAAGGGAAAAUUGUACACAUUUGUAUGUAUUUACAUGUAAGGGAAACUAGCAAAAGACCCACCUUGAGAUUCAUUGACAGUAUCACACUGUUCGCUUAUGUUUACAAAUGCAUAUCCAUAUUCACUCUUGUAUCGUCAUGGUAACGUGACUGUUGCACAUUUCAACACACUUCAAAAAAAUGCCUUUUCGUUUAUACUGUCCCUCUUUUUGCUUGAGUCUGUCUCUCACUGGACGCGACGAUUUGUCCUUUUAUUUUUAUUUUCUAAAGGAAUGUUCUGGAGCAAAUGCUUUGGAAAUUUUGCAUCAAAUCCGAACAGAGUGAGGUGGACUUUUACCCAUAAAGAAAACAAACGCAAGUGGUCACUGUUUUACAGCGCCUACACUGUACAUUCUACAUGUAUGAGUUGGUAUUUGCUAUGAUUUGAAACACUCUAGGUUGUUGUGUGUGUGUGUGCGUGUGACAUGAUUGUAAUGAUAUUUAUUAACGUGUGAAAAGUGUAUUAUAUGUAAAGAAUGAGAAUCCUAAUUUUUAAACUUUGGUUGACACAUCUGUAAAUGCUUUGUGUAGCUUGAAAUGCAUAUAUGGGUGUUGUAUGUGUGCUGUAAACAGCAAUAAAACAAUGCAGUUUUUAA
Nerophis lumbriciformis (worm pipefish) is the source of this 11324-nucleotide messenger RNA. It is a transcript of the gene mical3a, whose product is annotated as microtubule associated monooxygenase, calponin and LIM domain containing 3a. The record is from RefSeq and is a predicted model, not a curated record. NCBI's taxonomy places the organism in Eukaryota, Metazoa, Chordata, Actinopteri, Syngnathiformes, Syngnathidae. Gene Ontology annotation, molecular function: FAD binding; protein binding.